Microplitis demolitor is the source of this 868-nucleotide messenger RNA. It is a transcript of the gene mRpL48, whose product is annotated as 39S ribosomal protein L48, mitochondrial. Lineage: Eukaryota; Metazoa; Arthropoda; Insecta; Hymenoptera; Braconidae. The coding region runs from base 210 to 734 and encodes 174 amino acids. The record is from RefSeq and is a predicted model, not a curated record. The transcript is spliced from 4 exons. Gene Ontology annotation, cellular component: mitochondrial ribosome.
AAAUAAUAUACUAGCGUACAUGUUUCGCGUGCAAGCGCACGCGUGUCGUUUUUCAUAUGUUUAUUUUAAUGUCUAUUUUCGUGUCGUUUGUAUAAAUUUUUUUGCUUUCGACCAAUCACGUUACGAAUAGUUUGGUUUCACAUAUAUUUCAAUCUAAAUUUUAAUAUACGAGGAGAGGAUAGGAUCAAUAACCUAAACGUGUUGCCAUCAUGACUACGAGAACAAUGAGAAAGAAUGAUCUAUUGAAGCCGUUAUGUAUCGCAUCAAUGAGACACUUUCCUAAAUUUUGUAGUCUGUAUACGCCAAAUUAUUUAGAGACAAUGAAGCCUAAAAUACCAUUAUAUCCAACGGUAAGCAUCCAAAUAAAAGGUUAUAAUUAUCCUGUACUAGAAAAUUAUCAACGGUUAAUUCAUCAGUACGCAGAAAAUGUCGACGUUGAUAUAGAAAAUAGUUACGCGUUGCCUUCUAAGUCACUCAAAAUACAACGAUUUAAACAUCUCAAUCCGAGUUCUAAAAUCGAAUACAAGUUGGAAAUAUAUCACAGAAAUAUUUCAAUUAGUAAUUUGUCUUCAAUUAAAUUCCCUAUAUUGUUAAGAUUAUUAGAAUCAACACUUCCAGAAGGAGUAGAGUUAAAAGUUCAAAAAUGGGAUCCAGAAAUUGAAGAAUUACGAUAUGUUCCUGAUAAACAAUUAAUCGAUUUGAAAACAGAGUUGGAAAGUAUGCAAAAAAAGUGAGCUAAUUUAAAUUUCAAUUUCGAAAAAAAUUAUAAUUCAAUAAUUCAAUGUCAAUUGAAAACACUUUGAGCAUUGAAGACUCUAGUCUACUAAUCUGUAAUAAAUUCUUAAAUAUAGAAAAUUUUUGUAGACCA